CUACCCUCCCUUCUUUCCCAUCCAAUUUUUCCGACCAACAGCUGGAGCUGACUUCCGCAAUUCCAAUGGAAUAAAUCCAGCACCCCUAGUCAUCCGCUCACAUUAUCCACAGUUCCCUGCAGAAACGAGCCCAGAGAACAGAUCCCAGCCAGCAGGAUGUGGGGGCUCAAGGUUCUUCUGCUGCUGCCCCUGGCGAGCUUUGCUCUAACCCCCGAGGAGAUACUGGACACGCAAUGGGAGCUGUGGAAGAAGACCUACAGGAGGCAGUAUAAUAGCAAGGUGGAUGAAACCUCUCGGCGUUUAAUUUGGGAAAAAAACCUGAAGCACAUUUCCAUCCAUAACCUUGAGGCCUCCCUUGGCGUCCAUAGCUAUGAACUGGCCAUGAACCACUUGGGGGACAUGACCAGUGAAGAGGUGGUUCAGCAGAUGACUGGACUCAAAGUACCCCCAUCUCGUUCCCGCAGUAACGACACCCUCUACAUCCCAGACUGGGAAGGCAAAGUCCCAGCUUCGAUCGAUUAUCGAAAGAAGGGAUACGUCACUCCCGUCAAAAACCAGGGUCAGUGUGGCUCCUGCUGGGCGUUUAGCUCUGUGGGUGCCCUGGAGGGCCAGCUCAAGAAGAAAACUGGCGAACUCUUAAAUCUGAGUCCCCAGAACCUGGUGGAUUGUGUGUCUGAGAAUGAUGGCUGCGGAGGGGGCUACAUGACCAACGCCUUCCAGUACGUGCAAAAGAACCGGGGCAUCGACUCUGAAGAUGCCUACCCGUAUGUGGGACAGGAUGAAAGUUGUAUGUACAACCCAACAGGCAAAGCAGCCAAGUGCAGAGGGUACAAAGAGAUCCCCGAGGGGAAUGAAAAAGCCCUGAAGAGGGCGGUGGCCCGUGUGGGACCCGUCUCUGUGGCCAUCGAUGCAAGCCUGACCUCCUUCCAGUUUUACAGCAAAGGUGUGUAUUAUGAUGAAAACUGCAACAGCGAUAAUCUGAACCAUGCGGUUUUGGCCGUGGGAUACGGGAUCCAGAAGGGAAGAAAGCACUGGAUAAUUAAAAACAGCUGGGGAGAAAACUGGGGAAACAAAGGCUAUAUCCUCAUGGCUCGGAAUAAGAACAACGCUUGUGGCAUUGCCAACCUGGCCAGCUUCCCCAAGAUGUGACUCCAGCCGGCCGACCCCACCCUGCUCUUUCAUUCUUUCCACGAUGGUACAAUGGUGCGCCUUACUGAUGGACUUUGGAAGGGAGUUGGUGUGCGUUUCGUGAAGCAGAGGGAGUAAUCCAGAGAUUGUCCAUUCAGUCUCCCCGUUUGUUUGUGCUUCAAGGGACCCUCCUACUGCUUUCCUUUUCUCCACACAAGGCCUUUAGUUUUUCAUUUGAGCCACAGGAGGAAGUUCCCUAACAGGCGUAUUCUUAGGCUAAGAGAGGUGACCACAGCCUGCCCUGACUGUUGUCCUAGGGCGGAUGCUGGGUAAGUAGUUAGAGGCCACAGGUCUUCAGAUAGGCUAGAUUCUCAUUGAACAGUUUGGGGACCAAUGUGACCUUGGAGACUUAGUAGUCUCCAAGUUCACUUCUUUUAUCUCCCAAGGUAGACAUUUCUGUGUUUUAUACCCCAAUUCAUAAAUCUAUUCCUAAAUUGUUGGUACAAGUUAGCAUGAUACAAGAAAUGUGUUUUCUUUUUCCUUCUUUCCGUUUUUAAAGUAAACUGAGUAUUUAUCUCUUGUCUAUAACUUAAUAAAUAGUUAUUUAGUAACCACUCA
This is a messenger RNA of Rhinolophus ferrumequinum (greater horseshoe bat), 1746 nucleotides long. It is a transcript of the gene CTSK, whose product is annotated as cathepsin K. Lineage: Eukaryota; Metazoa; Chordata; Mammalia; Chiroptera; Rhinolophidae. Gene Ontology annotation, biological process: immune response. Gene Ontology annotation, molecular function: cysteine-type endopeptidase activity. The record is from RefSeq and is a predicted model, not a curated record. The coding region runs from base 157 to 1149 and encodes 330 amino acids. The transcript has 8 exons. Gene Ontology annotation, cellular component: lysosome.